GUUGAACAUUGUUUGGCUGGAACUCUGGGCAACAGAACAGCAUGGCCUACGGUUGGAAAUUGGAGCGCAGAGACAGGAUGGUCCAUGCAGGCGUGGAUCUCUCACUGUGAACUCGUCAGCACAGACAUAUGCAUUACUUGUGUGCCUUUUGUGCUCCAGAGUGCCGGCAGUAAACAGGCCCCUUGCAUGCAUGACCCAGGCCUCGUCCCACUCAGCGUACCUCACUAGCUCAGUAGAGACAUGGGAAACCUCAUCAGCCGGCCCAGCUGUCUGGGUCAGAAGUCCAAGCAGGUCAAAUCUGAGGAGCUAGACCAACCAAAGCACAGGAAGGAGCAUCUGCCCAAGAAGGAGCCCCAAGAGGCAAACACGCCAGCCACACAGAGCCCAAUCUUAGAAAGGCCACAGAGCACCUCUUUGCCCUUUACCCGGCCAGACACCCCUUCCCCGGCCAAAACACCUCUCAACGGGACCCUGACUAAGGGGAGUGGCACUGGGCUCAGAAGGGCCCCCCAAGGACAGCAGGUGAAGGGGAUUGAGGAGACGCCACUGGUUUUCCAGAGAAGGAACUCUGGAAGUCCCUGGCCAUGGAGAACACUCUCUUCCCGGGAGGUGACGGAGGUAACGGAGGUGACGGAAACCAUCGUGACUGAGAUUGUGGAGGUGACCGAGUUUCCAUCCGGGGACAAAGGGGGCGACCCGGUGGUGACCAGGACUGUACGCGUCCUUACCGGAGCGGCCGAGGAACUCACUGAGCUACGAAGUGACGGACACUCCAGCUCAGACCAGGAAUCUAGUGUAGACAGAUGGACCUCUCUUAACAAGAAGAGUUUGCGGGCUUUGGCUGCCAAAGAUGCCUUCGAGGACUCAGAGACCUUCCAUCGGGCCCUGGAGGCCCUGCUUACAUGGGUGUCUGAGAUAGAGGAGCUGAUAGCCAAUCAGAAGCCGCCUUCGUCAGAGGUCAAGGUGCUGAAGGCACAGCUUCAGGAACAGAAGCUCCUACAGCGCCUCCUAGAGGACAGGAGGCCCAGUGUGGAGUCAAUGGUGAAACAGGGGCCACAACUAGCUAAGGCAUUCCAGAGUGUGGGGAGAGAGUCAGCAGCAAGUCAGAUAUGCAGCCUGCAGGAAAAAUGGAAGGCGUUACUCCAACACGCAGAGAGCAGGCGAGGCGGGCUGGAGCAGAUCCUGCCAAGAGCACAGCGGUUCCAGGAGACCACGGACACCUUCCAGCACUGGCUCAUGGCCGCCGAGCAGAGCCUGUCAGAGCUACGCUCCGCCGAGAGGGGGAUGGGUCGCAUCCCGGAGGCUGCUGCACGUGCCAAGGCUGCGAUUGAAGAAAUAAAAUCUAAAGGGGCUGACCUUGAGGACGUUCGACAGAGAGGCCACGAGCUCAUGGAGAAGAUUUCAGAGGAGGAGUCCCAGUUAGUGCAAGAGAAGGCCGACAGCCUGAGGAUCAGGUACUCCGUGCUCAGCCUGAGUGGGGCCGACGUCCUGCAGCGCCUGGAACAGGCCCUGGAGGCUUCUCAGCGCUGCACCUCCAGCCAGGAGGAGCUGCAUCUGUGGCUGGGGAGGAUCGAGCGUGAGCUGCUGGGUGUGGGGAGUCAGCCCCCGCCUGGGGAGGGCGUCCUCUGUGCCACCGAAAGACUUCGGCUGGAGCAGGCGGUGGAGAAGGAGCUGGCCUGGUUUGAGGACACCGGCCGCAAGCUGGAGGAGCUGAGCAACAUCAGCCUCCAUCCCGACGUCAUCUGCUCUCAGCUGUAUGACCAAAAGAUUCUCGCUGUGGAGAUAAUGCAGCACAGAUUUAACAUCGAGAAGAUGAUGAAGGUCUUGGAAAUCCUGCAGAGCUACAGUGAAGAGGGUGAAAACGAGAACCUGCAGUCACAGCUUGACACUCUGCAGGAGAAAUGCCAGGCCGUAUCGACCACACGCUCCCACGAGGUGCUGCAGUUAGAGCAUGCUCAGGCGCUCCUGCUCCAGUUCUCCGAGAGCUACGCGGAGGUGUCGCCGUGGUUACAGGAGACCCAGGAUCUGGUCAGCCAGCUCUCGCUGGAGGCCACCAGCUACGAGGCUUUCCGGGAACAGCAGGAGCGCUUGCAGGGUCUGAGGGAGUCCAUAGCGGAGCACAAGCCCUUGAUCUCACGGCUCUGCUCAGUGAGCCGUCGGCUGUCUGAGCUCAGCCCUACCCAGGGGGAGGAGUUCUGCCAGCGGGCUGCGGACGUUGCGGAGAGGCACAGGGCCAUCAGGGAUCGGGUACGGGAGCUGGCCGGCCUGCUGGAGGAGUCUCUGCCUCGCUACACACAGCUCAGCGAGAGGAUGUCCCUGCUGGGUGAGAGCCUGGAGCGUCUGCGCAGCCGGCUGCAAUCGCCCGUGGCUCUGCGUGGUCAGACGUCUCGUAUCCAGGAGCAGCUCCAGGAGAGUCAGCUCACGCUGGCCGAGCUGGGCAAGAUGGGGCAGGGGCUGGGCAAGAUCGAGGGGCAGGCAUGCGAGCUCCUGGCCAGCGCCAAACCCACCGGGGACAGUGCCAUCUGCGUGGCCAUCCAAGAGCAGGUGAGCGACCUGGGGAAGCGUCUACAGGAGGUGCAGGCCCAGGCUCAGGAGAGGGAUAAGUGGCUCCUCCAACUCUUAGACCUGGCCGCCAAGUUCUGGGGGGACGUGAACGACCUGACGGGCAUGCUGAACGACACGCAGCAGGCCAUCCUGGACGUGAACGGGAACGGCUCUGACCCAGUGACCAUCCAGCAGAGUCUGGAGAACAUGCAGGCCCUCAGGGAUGACAUCGACAGCCUGCAGGGAGACCUUGACUCACUGGGAAUUCUGGGAAUGGAUCUGAUGUCAGCAUGUGGGGACAUUGACAAGCCAGACGUCACUAAGUGUUUAGAUGAGCUUUAUGGUACAUGGAACAACCUGAGCAAGCUGUGGACAGAGUGUCAUAGCAAGCUGGAGAACUACCAGCAGGUGGCGCUACUCUACCAGGACACCAUGCAGGGACUGUUUGAGUGGCUCAAAUCCGCCGAGUUGAAGUCCACAGAAGAGUUCUUGGUAGAGACUGACUUGGAAGCUGUGAAACAGCAACUGUGUGACUUAAAGGCAUUUAAACGGGAACUGUACCAAAAGAAGAUCGAGAUGGAGAGCCUCAACCACCGCUUCGUCUGCCGUCUCCCCCUGGACCACGAGACGCCGGGCUCCACCUCGUCUCUGGAGAACUUUCGCCGACGUUGGGAUGGCCUGGAGGGGGAGACAGUGAGCAGACAGCACCAGUUGGAGUGUGCUCUCCUAGGUCUGGGUCAGUUCCAGAACACGCUGGAUGAGCUACACACCUGGCUCUCCCACACGGCGGACCUUCUGCAGGGCCCCCGGCCAAUCAGCAUCGACCUGCAGAUCUGUGAGAUCGAGUUAGCCAAGCACAAGGUUCUCCGGAAUGAUGUGAUGUCACACGUGCGGACGGUGGAGUCCCUGAAUCGGGUGGGCCGGGAGCUUUUGGAGGCUGGCUCUGGUGAUAGCCCUCAUGGUCUUCAGGCCAAGCUAGAACAGCUCGAUGAACGCUGGGAGUAUGUGCGCUGUGAGACCGAGAGGAGACAGCUGGAGUUGGAGAACAACUUGAGUCAGGUCCAAGAUGUUACAAUGGAGAUCCAGGACCUGCUGCAGUGGCUGGAGAACACAGAGCUGAGGAUGUCAUCAUCCCGGCUGGUGUGGGGGCUUCCUGAGACGGCCAAUGAGAGGCUCAGCGCACAUCUGGAGCUGUGCAAGGAGAUGGAGUCCAAGCGGCAGACCUAUGACAAUGUCAGCGACACCAUCCACCGGCUUCUGGAGAACCACAAUGUUGCCCGAGGCUCCAGCACAGAGCACAGUCUGUGCAUACUGGAGCAGAAGUGGGAGACGGUCUACAGCAAAGUGCAAGAGAGAAAGGCUAAGUUGACUGAAGGACUGAGUCUGGCAAAGGAGUUUCAUAGCACCGUCCAGGACUUGCUGACCAAGAUGGCGCAAUGUGAGGAGGCCAUCAGUGCUCUGCAGACACCCAGCUUCCUCCUGGACACAGUCUGUGCUCAGCUGCAGGACCACAGGACGUUGGUGAGUGAGGUGCAGGCCUACAGCGAGAAGAAAGCCACAGUGGAGAGCGCAGCAUUACGGCUGAAGGAGCUCAGCAGGAAGGAGGAGGGUAACGUGGUGCAGAACUUGGUGAUGACUGUGCAGACCCGCUAUGAGAAGCUCCAGCAGCGUGUGGGUGAGAGGGCCGCCUCGCUGGAGGAGGUCAAGAAGCAGGCCAAGCAGUUCAACGAGUCAUGGCGCCUCCUGGUGGACUGGAUGGUGGAAGUGGAGCAGACACUGGACACACAUAAAGAGAUUGCCGUGUCCCAUGAAGAGAUAAAGCAGCAGCUGACAGAGCAGAAGGAAUUCCAGAAGCUUCUAAGGCUUAAGAGGCCCAUGUAUGAGGCCACCCUGAAGAGGGGACGGGCUCUGCUUGAGAAAUCCCAAAGCCCUGAGGACAGACAGCAGCUGGCGGACCUUGUGUCUGAGCUCCGAGACUCAUGGGAUACCAUCAAUGGAAAGUCCAUGGAGAGGCAACACAAGCUGGAAGAAGCACUAUUGUUUUCAGGCAGAUUCACAGACGCCCUUCAGGCGCUGAUGGACUGGUUGUUUAGGGCUGAGCCGCAGCUGGCCGAGGACAUGCCUGUUGGAGGAGAAAAGGACUUGGUCAACAAUCUUAUAGACAAGCAUAAGGUGUUUCAGAAGGAGCUGGGCAAGAGAGCAGGUUGUAUUAAGACUUUGAAGCGUUCUGUGAGGGACCUGACUAAAAGCAGCAUGGCAGACAGCCGUUGGCUACUCGAGCAAAUGGAAGAGCUUGAUGGGCGUUGGGAGACAAUUUGCAAGCUGUCCGUAUCCAAGCAGGCAAGGUUGGAGGACGCCCUCCGACAGGCAGAGGAGUUUGACCGCUUGGUGCACUCCUUUCUGGAGCGUCUCUCCGACGUGGAGAGGACUUUGAAGUACGGGCCCAUCCCGGAGGAAGAGGAGGCCCUGCUGGUGUUCCACAAGCAGCACCAGGAGUCGAUGAACUCACUGCAGUGCCAGGAGAUGGAGCUCGAUAGCAUCCGUGCCCUUGGGGAGGAGAUCCUAUCAGCCUGCCAUCCUGACUCUGUCAUUACUAUCAAAUCCUGGAUCAGUGUCACUAAGACCCGUCUGGAAGAGGUGCAAGCAUGGGCUCAGCAGCAGGGAGAACGACUCCGAAGCGGCUUGUCAGCGCUGGAGGCCGAGCGGGAGGAGGUGCAGCGGCUGCUUGACUGGAUCUCCUCGGCUGAGGAGUCACUGGCCCUGAGGGACCAGGAGGGGCUUCCAGAAAGCAUGGAGAGCACCGAGGAGCUGAUAGCUCAGCAUGAGGUCUUCAUGGAUGAGCUGAAUGGAAAGGUUCCUGAGGUUGAGAGUGCCAUAAAGUCAUGCAAAAUGAAGAUGGUGCCCAAACAGCUCAUGUCCCCGAGCCGUAAAACCCCCACAAAGAGGAAGGGCUCCCAGAAGCUUCAGCCGCCAACAACUUUGCCCUUGGAGAACCUGGAACCUCAGAAUCCCAAGCUGUGCCAGCUGGUCAGCCACUGGAAGCAGCUGUGGCUCGUGGCGUUGGCCCGACAAAGCCGACUUCUGGAGCACCAGCAAAAGCUGCGAGAGAUGGAAGCCUUCGCCAGCUUUGACUUCGAGGUCUGGAGGAAGCGGUACACUCAGUGGAUCAGCCACCUGAAGUCCCGCAUCCUGGACGUCUUCCGGGGCAUCGACAAGGACCAGGAUGGCCGUAUCACUCAGAAGGCCUUCAUUAACAGUGUGCUUGCCUCCAAAUUCCCCACAAACUCUCUUGAGAUGGCAGCAGUUGCUAACAUCUUCGACAUCAAUGGAGAUGGCUACAUUGAUUACUACGAGUUCGUAAGCACGCUCCACCCCAGCAGAGACCCAUACCGAAGGACGCUGGAUGCAGACCAGAUCAAUGAAGAGGUGAGUCGGCAGGUGUCCCAGUGUAACUGCCCCAAGAGGUUCCAGGUGGAGCAGAUCAGCGCCAAUCGUUACCGGUUUGGGGACUCGCAGCAGUUGAGGAUGGUCCGGAUUCUGCGAAGCACCCUGAUGGUGCGAGUCGGUGGAGGCUGGACCGCACUGGAUGAGUUCCUGGUUAAGAAUGAUCCUUGUAGAGUGAAAGGGAGAACCAACCUGAAGAUAAAGGAGAAAUACCUCACCUCUAGCUCGUUCAGCACGUCCCGCAAGGGCAACAGCACGUCCAAGCCUCUGGGCGUCAGCCGCUCCAAUUCCAGCCUGAGCCUGUACAGCACGGCCUCAGCACCCAGCAGCCCCCUCACACGCAAGUCUGUCCUGCGGAGGAGCCUCUCAGGAGAUCGCUGCAGCAGACCCAGAAGCUCCAUCGCGGCCCUGGGACCUGAGCUGCAGUUUGCUUCCCCGGGGGACGAUGGAUCCCCAUCGCCACCUGUUGGCAGUGACGAAGCAGAGAGGCCCCCUACAUGAGACCCACACUCAACCCCUUCCCGAGACCCUGGAGACCAGACCGGAGGCAGCAUACAGAGCUCUGCGGAGCUCCAGGCCACGACGCCAGACCAGCUCACCUGGAAGUCCUUGUACAGACUGACGGCAGCCAGGACAAACGCAGGCCCCCAUGGAGAAGCCCCCUGGAAGGGGGGAGGGAACAGCUGUUUGUGGGGGUGGGCUAGAGGGGGUGGUCUGCUACACCUCUUCUGUAACCUUGGUCCGACAGUCAGUCUGGUCUGAUGCCUGUGCUCUGAUACACUGAACCUCUUUCCUGUCAGGAACUUGUUUUAGUUCUUCACACAUUGAGUAGCCCUUGCUGGGUAACCUAAACAGAAAUGGACAGAUUCAGUGAUAUGUGUAGCAUGGACAACGAUGGCAUGAUGUGUCUGAGCUAGAGAAUGUAAGCUUUAUAUCUAUGUAUGUGUGUAUGUGUUCUUGCGUUUAACGUGAUGCGAGAAGGCGUGGUGCAUUCUGGGAAAGCAU
Paramormyrops kingsleyae is the source of this 6993-nucleotide messenger RNA. RefSeq names its product microtubule actin crosslinking factor 1b (gene macf1b). Gene Ontology annotation, biological process: intermediate filament cytoskeleton organization; wound healing. Lineage: Eukaryota; Metazoa; Chordata; Actinopteri; Osteoglossiformes; Mormyridae. Gene Ontology annotation, cellular component: membrane; cytoplasm; intermediate filament. Gene Ontology annotation, molecular function: calcium ion binding; structural molecule activity; microtubule binding. The record is from RefSeq and is a predicted model, not a curated record.